AUGUCCACCAAGGUCAGCCCGCUGACCCGGGCCGUACUCGGCGCCCUGCUCAUCCACGCCGUGGCGUAUAUCGCCGUCAACGCGCUCCUCUUCAUGAUCAAUCUCAUGACAACGCUCCUUUUUCCGCCGUGGUUCUUGUGGCCUCUCGUGUGCUGGGGUUUCGGCCUCGUUAUACACGCGGCAGUCAGCUUCUGCCUCGCCGGACCUCGCCAGAUCGGUGCAUUCUGCACGGAGACCGCCGCGGCCAUACCCGCUCUCGCUCCUCUCCUGCAGCCUAUCCGCGCUGCGCUUGGCAGCUGA
Messenger RNA from Emiliania huxleyi CCMP1516, 300 nucleotides. RefSeq lists its product as hypothetical. The coding region runs from base 1 to 300 and encodes 99 amino acids. The record is from RefSeq and is a predicted model, not a curated record. Lineage: Eukaryota; Haptophyta; Isochrysidales; Noelaerhabdaceae. The transcript has a single exon.